CAUCGAUUGUGGGUAUUACAGUCAGUCAGGCAGAAACAGCAGCGCACUUAGCGAGACAACUUUGUUGCACAUUUUAUGAUUCGGAGUGUACAUCAGUUGUACCGUUAGUUGGCAAUGGCAGAAGACGAAGACAUCUUCCUAAGAGCACAACAACGGAGUUACAAGGGUUUAACGGAAGAUAAAGAGAAAGAAUGGAAGGGGCCAUUCUACUUCAUCCAGGCAGCGGACCCUCAGCUGGGCCUGAUGAAAGCCUGGAGUGUGGGGGACUGUGAUGGAGGAGGAGAUGAAUGGUCUGAGGAGGUCUGGCUCACCAAGCAGGCUGUGCAGGCCAUCAAUAAACUGCAGCCACAGCCCCGCUUCAUGGCUUUGUGUGGAGAUUUGGUACAUGCAAUGCCAGGUUCCCCUUUCAGAGAAGAGCAGGAGAGGGACCUGAAGGAGGUUCUUCGAGAAACUGAUCCCAACAUACCUCUCAUUUUUGUCAGUGGCAACCACGACCUGAGUAACACACCUACGCCAGAGACAGUGGAGCAGUACUGCCAUUGCUGGGGUGAUGAUUACUUCAGUUACUGGGUAGGUGGGGUGCUAUUCCUAGUGCUGAAUUCUCAGUUUUUCUUCGAUGCAUCCCGCUGCCCUCAGCUGAAACAGGCUCAUGAAUCUUGGCUGGAGCAGCAGUUACAGAGUGCAGCUCAGAGUUCAGCACGCCACGUCCUUAUCCUCCAGCACAUCCCCCUAUAUCUGCGUACGCCCGAUGAGGAGGAUGACUACUUCAACCUGCAAAGAGACAAGAGAGAGAGUCUGAUCCACAGGUUCCGUCAAGCAGGUAAAGAUCUGAGGAAGACAACAGAAGUAUUAGAGUUCGAGGACUUCCGGUUGGACAUGGAGCGCACUGGCUGCGUUUAAACUGGCAUGCCUCUAUAUUUUUUUUACGGACGCAUUUACGGACGCCAUUUCCACCUUCGAGGACAUUUGUACAAAAAUCGACGCAGUGGCGACAAAUCUCUGAAAUCUCUGAAAAAGGCUGAAAUCUCUGCUGUUCGUGAAGAAAUGAGGACCAGCGUCGCUUCGUCUCAGACUCAGUCUCGGACAGGCAUGGCGUCCAGCUGGCGGAGCUGGAGAAAUCCGCCGGUUUUUGCGGUGAUACCGUAUCAGAGCUGCAAGUCAGAGUCAAGAAACUGACAGACUUAGUUACGAGCCUUCAAGAUAAAUGUGAGGACCUAGAAUCCGGGUCGCGGAGGAACAACAUAUGCCCGGUCAAUAUACCAGAGGGCCUGGAAGGGCGGGCGGCUGAGUUCGUCUCCGAACUGCUCAGAGAGUUGCUUCAGCUUGACGAACCGCCCCUGAUUGACCGAGCACACCACACGAGCUAAACCCAAGGAUGAGGAGCCCCCUCGUCCCUUCGUGGUUAGACUUCACUACUUCCAGACGAGAGAACGAAUUUUGCAGCAAGCUGCUCGCCUUGGGCCACUAUGUUACCGAAAAAAGAGGGUUUCCAUAUUACUUCUCCAAGAAGCGCGCUGCGUUUGCGGGAGUAAAGCGACUGCUUCGAAACAUCCCCGGAGUAAAGAAUGGCUUGUUUUACCCAGCACAGUUGUGAGUAACGCUCUCCGAUGGAAAAAGGCACUCGUUUGAUAACCCAGAUGAUGCUACAACAUUUAUCAAGCGCUAUCUUUCUCCUUCAAAGUAACGACUGAACCUGGGUUAGGUUCCGUGUCUAAGUGGAUCUACCAUGUUAUGUCGAAAUGGAUAAACUGUAAGACUGUUUUCUUGAGCCUCCUUUACAGCAGCUGGUAGGCUAUACCUAACAUUCUCUAGUAGUCUUUAGCAACACACUGAGUUGCUGCUUAUCUUUAAUUCUAGUUUAAGUAAGCACAAUAAUAUUUGGUUUUCUGCAUCUUUUAGUGUCUGUUUAUAACUGUUUUAAUGCUCUGUUCUUAUGGAAAAUGCCCACUACUGCGUUGGAGUUUAUUUGCAGUGAAUCCCGUAUUUGGUAUGCUCUCUCCCACUAUUUGCCAGUGUCACUUGACCCCGAGUGAUAGGUUGUAAGUGUUCGUUAGAAGUUUAGUGUAACAAAGGGUGUUAUGCACUUAUUUUGGGGAAGUGUUUGUUGUUCUUUUUCUUUUUACUGUGUACUAUAUUUGGUGGUUUAUCAUGUUUGUGUUGGAUGUGGGAGGCAGAAAAGGUCUUAUUAUUCUAAUGCCGUCGCUGGAAAGUGAUUAUGGCUAGCCAUAGUAGGCCCCAUGAUUCUGGAGGUUCGCUAACAUUUACAAGUUGGAAUGUAAAAGGUUUGAAUGCAUCAGUAAAAUUAUACAAAGUUCUCAGUCAUUUAAAGCAGUUGGAUAGCAAAAUAGCUUUUCUCUAAGAAACACAUCUUACCGCUACUGAUCAUCGUAAACUUUGUACAGGAUGGGUAGGACAAAUGUAUCACUCAAGCUUUGGUGGGAGAUCCAGGGGGGCAACUAUUCUGAUUCACAAAUCAGUGCCAUUUACAGCCACUAAAACAAUUUCUGAUCCUUAUGGACGUUAUAUCAUUGUUUUGGGGCAAAUUCAUAAUACCUCACUAAUUCUGCCUAAUGUGUAUGGUCCUAAUUGGGACAGCGACGCUUGUUUCCACAAGUUUCUGUUCUCACUGCCAGAUUUGGAUUCGCAUUGUCUCAUCUUAGGUGGUGAGUUUAACUGUUGUUUGGAUCCAGUACUUGAUCGCUCCUCCUUAACUGCAGUCCCUUUAUCCAAAUCUGGCAAGAUUAUUAAAGUAUUUCUUGAACAGUAUGCACUGUUAGAUCCAUGGCGCCUUUUAAACCCCAAUGAAAGAGAAUACUCCUUUUUCUCACCCGUCCAUCAGACAUAUUCACGUAUUGAUUAUUUUAUCAUAGAUAAGAGGCUUGUGCCCUCUUCGUUCGUUCCUGCUUAUAUGCCAGCAUCACAAUCUCAGAUCAUGCUCCAGUCAAUUUAAGCAUCUAUUUGCUAGAUACACCUGUGUCUCAAGCUCCCUGGCGUUUCAACUCUCUCCUCUUGUCGGAUGAGGAGUUUGUGCAAUACCUGUCAUCUCAGAUAGAUUUUUUUGCUGACACUAACAUUCCACCUGAGGCCUCUCCCUUACUCAUCUGGGAAACCAUGAAAGCAUAUUUAAGGGGGCAAAUAAUCUCAUACAGUGCAUAUAAAAGAAAGCAGCGUUUAUUGCGACUCUCUGAGCUAUCAGCUCUUAUUAAGGAUCUAGAUAACAAACACUCAUCUUCCCCAACACCAGACUCUUAUAAACAACUACUUGUUCUGAGAUCUGAGUUUAAUACUCUGUCUACAUUCCAGGCUGAGGAAACGUUAUUAAAAUCUAGAUGCCGUUAUUACGAUAUUGGGGACAAGGCAAAUAAAAUACUGGCAUAUCAACUCUGUCAAUCAGCAACAACUCAUUUUAUUCCACAGAUUAUUACAGUACAUGGUGUGACAUCUGACCCUUCUAAGAUUAAUACAGAAUUUAAAAAAUUUUACUCAACAUUAUAUGAAUCUGAUACAGUCACUGACUCUGCUCAGUUAAACUCAUUUUGAUUGAUACAUUACAUUUACCCACUCUUGAUUCAGAUCAGCAAGAUCUACUGGAAAGCCCAUUAACAGCUGAAGAACUUACUACAGCUAUAACGGCCAUGCAGAGUAGGAAAUGCCCUGGGCUAGACGUUUGCCCAAUAGAGUUUUAUAGAAAAUUUUCUUGUAAGAUUGUACCUCUUCUUCUUAAAAUGCUUAAUGCAGCCCUGGCCUCAGAUCAGUUACCAUACACGUUAUGUCAGGCCACCAUAACGCUUAUCCUUAAAAAAAAAUGUCCUAGAGCUAGAGCUGGGCGAUAUGGCCUAAAAAAAAUUUUAGAUUUUUUCACAAAAAAUCUGAUUUUCGAUUUUAAUAGAUUUUUUUUUUCUCUUGCUAAAAUCAAAGUACAGAUGACAAAGAAGUGGGUCAAAACCAGUUUUAUCUUUAUUGUGUUUUGACUAAAAUUUCCCCUUUGAGGAUAAAGUGCAAACAGAAACAAGCCAAAAAACAAGCUUGUAGAUGAGAUGGCAGACCAUCCCAUUGUAAACAGUGAUGGAAAUUAGUCAACACUGUAAAUGAACAUACAGUAACUUUCUCAACAUAGCUUAGAUUCAAACUUGCACUGAGACAAUGCACCUUCAAAUGUAUGGUGUGUAUAAGCUACUGGACACCUUAAUUUAUUUCUCGAUAAAUAAAGUAUCUAUAUACAUAUAUUAUAAUCAUGCAUGUAGUCUACAUUUUGUGUAUAUUCUACACGAUGAUAAAAUGAAUCAAUUAUAAUAUGCAUUAAUUGAGCUGUUCAAUUCAUUUAAUCACAAUUCAUUUAAUCACUUAUUUUUUUAAUUAUUUGAAUGCUAGACCCUUACCUAUAGCAUUGUGCAGUCUGUGUCCAAAACACUGGAGACUUGGCCACUCGUUGUCUUUCAGAGCUUUGAUCAUAUUGGGCUGUCUGUAGUCAUACAGCUGAGUCAGUCUUCAGCUAGGUUCCAAUAGCUUAGAGUAUCUUUUAUUCCUUGGGCAAUUACUUCGCCUUUGUGAUCCUCGGGAAAGUAUGCCGUUUGAAGGCAGACACUUCGCAGAGCCCAGGUGUGGUUAUUAAAAUGCACAGUUAAACUAAUGUAGGGCUGCAUCGUUCGGCUGGACCACAGGUCAGUAGUGGCGGCGUAAUAUGAAACAUCCUCCUCCAGCUCUCUAAUGAUUCUUUGGCAUGUGCUGUUAUACAGGUGUGGCAAGGCAACUUCAGAAAAAUAUUUACGGCUUGGUAGCGCAUACUUCUGGUCUAAAACUUUCAACAUGUUAAUGAAUCCUGACUUUUCCACAGUAUAUAUGGGCACCAUGUCUUUUGCAAUAAACAGCGCUACAGCAUCUGUGAUUGCCUUCCACCGUGCUCCAUUCUUAUCAUAUGGCACACAUUUCAAAAACGUGUCAGGGACCGUUGCUUGCUUUACUUUGGAUGGCGUGCUAGUGCUGCUAGUGUUGCGGCUGUUUUCACUCUGCUGGGAGCAGCUCUUCUCCCACUCAGCUGCAUGCCUCUGCUUAAGGUGUUGGAAUAAAUUUGUAGUGCUGCUUCCUUUGAAAGCGACCGUUUUUAAAACACACCUUACAGCGAGGACUUGUUUGGUCUGCGUCCGUCACCGCAAAACCAAACCAAUUCCAGACCACGGAGCUGGUUACUCCUUUCUUGGGUACAAGCUAUGUCUUUCCCCCAACCGCCAUCAUGUUGUUUGUACAAGCGCGCGGGAGGAGGGGCUAAGGUGAUUCUGAACUACGGGAGCCCAAAGGGUCAGUGGCGGAAGUUAAAUCUGAGAAAAAUCGAUUUUCAUAAGAACACAUCGUCCUUAACUGUAAAUUCCAAUUAAUCGAUAAAAACGAUUUAUCGCCCAGCUCUACCUGUGGCUCUUAUCGCCCCUUAUCUUUGCUCAAUACUGAUGUCAAAUUGUUAGCCAAAAUAUUUGCAUUGAGGUUAGACUAUGUUCUCCCUUCUAUUAUUUGCCCUGACCAGACAGGCUUUGUUAAAAAGACAGGCCUUCUCUAAUAUACGGAGGCUUCUCAAUAUCAUAUAUAACCCCCCAUCCUCAACCCUUUCAGAAAUUGUGAUUUCAUUAGACGCAGAGAAGGCUUUUGACAGGAUCGAGUGGAGCUACCUUUUUGAAGCUCUACGCAGAUUUGGUUUUGGCAAGAACUUUCUAUCUUGGAUUAAAUUGUUGUACUCAUCACCAUUGGCAUCUGUUCGAACAAAUAAUAAUUAUUCAGACCACUUCCCUCUCUAUAGAGGUACCAGACCAGGGUGCCCUCUUUCCCCACAAUUUUUUUUAAUUGCAAUUGAACCACUCGCUGUAGCACUACGGAUGGACCAACAGUUUAUGGGCAUCUUUAGGAGUGGCACAGGUUGCGCUCUUCGCAGAUGACCUGUUAUUAUAUAUGUCUAAUCCUAUUCAGUCUCUGCCUUCUGUCCUGGCAAUCCUGGAUGACUUCAGGAACAUAUCAGGUUAUAAAUUGAACUUGGGGAAAAAAGUGAACUUUUUCCUAUAACUCCUACAGCUUGUCAUUCCACCAUGUCUGGGCUGCCCUUCAGGAUCUCUUACCGUGGCUUUACCUAUCUAGGGGUAUUUAUCACAAAUAAGUUUGAAAAACUGUUCAGAUAUAAUUUCCUCCCUCUUUUUUCAUGUACAAAACAAGACCUCCAACGUUGGACAUUGCUACCCUUAUCAUUAGCAGGGCACAUUAAUGUUAUCAAAAUGAAUAUACUCCCUAGAUUUUUGUACCUUUUCCAAUGCAUUCCAAUUUCCAUCACCAGAUCUUUUUUUAAUAACCUUGACAAUAUAGUUGCAGAAUUUAUCUGGAAUAGGAAGGUCCCCAGGCUUCGUAAAUCGGCUUUGCAAAAACCUAAACCCUUAGGGGGUAUGGCGCUACCUAACUUCCUUUCCUAUUACUGGGCUGCUAACUUCCAACCUAUUGCUUACUGGUUGCAUUUAGAUGACUGGUUGUCUCUUGAAUCUGCCUCCUUAGCUCCCACCUCUUUAGCUUCUCUUUUAAUCUCCAUGAUACAGCCAUCUAAAUCAAAUUGUAACAAUAUUAUUGUCAGGUCUACAAUUAAGAUUUGGACACAGUUCAGGCGUCAUUUUGGCAUACAGUCACUCCCACUUUUUACACCACUCUGUGCAAACCCACUAUUCCCCCCCUCUUUACAAGACCGAGCCUGGCACAUGAGAUCUGGCAUGACCAUGGUCUUAAAUCUGUCACCGACUUGUAUAUUGAAGGUGUUUUUGGUUCCUUCCAGCAACUCUCUGAUGCAUAUAAACUACCUCGUUCUCAUCUCUUUCGCUACUCGCAGAUCCAUGACUUUAAGAAAAAAUUCCCUAACUUUCCAGAUCCACCACCUCAGUCACCUCUAGAUACACUUUUCUCAUCUCUCCCUACUACUCUCAAGGGGGCUGUAUCUAUAUUUUAUACCUGGUUUUUUGCUCUCCACCCCUCUGACCAUACAAUCAAAACCCUAUGGGCUCAAGAUCUUGGGGAAGAUAUUUCAGGGGAGACCUGGCGUGCAAUAUUGUCACGUGUUCAUACUUCCUCUGUGAGUGCUAAACACAGGGUAAUACAAUGUAAACUAUUGCAUUGGGUAUAUUGAACCAAAACCAGACUGUCUAGAAUUUACAGCAAUAUUGACCCCAACUGUGACAGAUGCCAUCAAGGCCCGGCUAAUCUAUAUCACAUGUUCUGGACUUGUCCUUUAUUACAGACAUACUGGAACUCGAUAUUCAGUUCACUCUCAGGCAUUUUGCAAGUGCCUGUUGCUCCCUCUCCAGUUAUAGCAGUGUUUGGUGUUCUUCCAGCUACUCUCACAUUAUCUAAACGCAAAUCCAAUUUGGUAGCAUUUCUGACUCUUUUAGCAAGGCGGCUCAUUCUGACCCAUUGGAAAAAAAGCAUAUCCUCCCUCUCACACACACUGGAUAAAAGACGAGCUGUAUUUCAUGAAACUAGAAAAAAUGAACUACACCCUUAAAGGGUCUAUAGGUAAUUACUACAAAGCAUGGGGACCCUUCUAGAUCUAGAUGAUGUGGAGCUCUGGGAUCAUCAAGAUUUAGAAUUAGUUAGAUUCAAAAAGUGACUGCCUCCAAUUUUGUCUUGGGCCGUUGCCUCCUGCCUCCUUUUGUGUCCUUUUGUGUUUGUAUGAUUAAGAUGCUAUCAACCGCUGAUUUGUGGUGUUCAAAUAUUUCACUUUUAAUGUAACUGUUUUUUGCCUAUUU
Pygocentrus nattereri (red-bellied piranha) is the source of this 7760-nucleotide messenger RNA. RefSeq names its product calcineurin-like phosphoesterase domain containing 1 (gene cpped1). The record is from RefSeq and is a predicted model, not a curated record. The coding region runs from base 115 to 900 and encodes 261 amino acids. Gene Ontology annotation, molecular function: hydrolase activity. The transcript has 4 exons. Lineage: Eukaryota; Metazoa; Chordata; Actinopteri; Characiformes; Serrasalmidae.